This is a messenger RNA of Colletotrichum orchidophilum, 3972 nucleotides long. RefSeq names its product MIZ/SP-RING zinc finger. NCBI's taxonomy places the organism in Eukaryota, Fungi, Ascomycota, Sordariomycetes, Glomerellales, Glomerellaceae. The record is from RefSeq and is a predicted model, not a curated record. Gene Ontology annotation, biological process: protein sumoylation. Gene Ontology annotation, molecular function: zinc ion binding; SUMO ligase activity. The transcript is spliced from 2 exons. Bases 1 to 3972 code for a protein of 1323 amino acids.
AUGCCACCUCUCGGGGCUCAACAAGAUUCGGUCGAGGGCCUUGUGUCAGGCGCGCAGGUCGCCCGCUCGAAUGAGACUGUCAACUUUUUGCUAGGAAAUCGUCGUCCCACGUGGAUGACUUCGCAAAAUGCACAAACAUCUCGCAGCCCGCAGUCGAACAUGGGACCGACGUCGAGCAACCGCCACGGUGCUCAAAGUUUCCUGAGGAACCCAACCCCUCGGCCUCGGAACCAGCUUUCGACAAACACUUCAAAUACACAUCCGGCACUAGGAACCAUCGCGGCAAUCACUUCGCGACCGCCUGACAGCCUACAAGACAAGCCCACAGCUGCGCCAGAUUCCAAUCAAAUCAUAAUUGACUGCGCAGCCGCUCUUCCGUCUCCGGCCCCAACUGAUCAACCCAGUCCACCCACAGCCACCUCAAACCAAGGCUCGCACCAAAUUCGAGAGACAUGCUUUCAAAGUCCAGAAUCGGGAUUUGAUCCUGUGGCCAAUAUCUCGAACGCAACAUCGGCUUCGACUGGCGAGAACCCCGGCCGGGAACAACCAGCCGGUAUCUCUCCGCGGGAUCCCUCAGGAUCUGUUUCUGGAGCCGCAGUCCCAGAUCUGAGCGACACGGUUUCUCUGCUAAGAGACCGUCACUCCAACGCAAGGUUUUCCCUCUUCGAACCAACCGAGCACCAAACGCUCUUCACUCAGUCAAAAACACUUCCGGGGACAUCGCCAAGCUCGUUCUCUACCCCUCUGAUUCCCGGCUGUCAAGCAGCACCUGGCCCUAUGCUCAAUGAACCAUCACGACCACCAUCGAGCCAAAGCGCAAGAUCGCCAGCGGCUUUGCAGCCGCUUGUUACUGGUCACCACACAAACCAACCCCCUAGCCAAAGCCAAAAUGUCGACCGUAAUACUAAACCUCUCCCAAAAGAUAGCCAGGACCCUCCCGACAGCCUCCGCCAAGUAGUCAUGGCCACAACCCUCGACAAACACAUUAUCAAUCAUGGUGGCAUAAGCAACCUUCCCGAAGAUGGUACUACUGGACCCAGAGUCCGACUUCUCAAAGACGCCAUUGAGAAGGCCGAUUACUUCUACAUAGUGCUACACCAAAUCCUUUGUGUCUGGACGCUUGACAGAGAAGCCGCAUAUGGCCUCCUUGGUCUUCCUUCCAAUGUUGGAGAGAGCGCUCUUAACAUCGUGCAGAACGUCCUCCGGAAGAACGAAAACAUGGACCCAGACCAGAUUCUCUUCUUCGCAAGAUUUCCAGCUAGUGGCAAUUCUGGGCUAUGGAACACUGAAGCCUACCGCAAGCAUGUUGGGGAUAUUUCCGUUUUCCUAAACAACCUACACGAACAGUGGAACAGAAUCUUGAUUCCUGCCAUGAGACCUCAGUCAGGUAGAGGGUAUCCUAUUUUAGCAGACGAAUUGCACUAUCAACUCAAACUUCGGUCGCCGGUUCUAGAGAAUAUUUUCUUCACCGUCACUAGAAGGCAUACUGGUGUCCCAGACGGCCCCAUUGCCGACCAGAUGUCUGCACUAUUCCGACAAGAUUACCAGAACGACAAAACCACGUUGUCCGAAGAUGAGCAAAGGGUGUUCCAGCAAACGUUGAUCUCGCGUUACAAAAGGUUAGUUACUCAGAGCCGCCAGCACCAGCAACAGCACCAGCAACAGCACCAGCAACAGCACCAUCAACAGCACCCGCAACAGCACCAGCAACAGCACCAGCAGCAACAACACCCACAACAGCACCCGCAACAGAUACAACAGCGGCAGAUACAGCAACACCAGCAACACCAGCAGCAGCAGCAGCAGCAGCAGCAGCAGCAACAGAGACAUUUGCAGCAACAACAGCAAGCACAACCGCAACUUGCAGGUCACCCACAGCAAGUGCCAUCACAGGACGUGGCCAGAACAACCGCCAUGGCCCGACAGCAGACCGCAAUUGGCCAUGUUAGAAUGAUGUCUACCAACUUUUCUCCAACACAGGCCAGGAUGCCGAUACCGACACAAAACUCUCCGACUGAAGGAUUUGGCAUGUUUCCGUCCCCGUCGGGCCCAAAUCUGGCCAGGAUGCCAAAUCUCUUCACUCCGCCUAACGUACCACCACAAUACAUGCUUCGUGGCCAACCCCUGACUCCAACAGGCUCGCCUCACUAUGGCAGCAUGCAGUUGCCGCAUGCUGCGAGAGUGGCACAGGCUCCAGGGCAGACAUCUCCAGUUCUCCAAGCCCCUCCAGGCGGACUAUCAAUGUCUAUGCCAGCCCUGACAUCGCCCACGCGGGCCAUCGCCCCCAAUGGCCCACCAGUUCAUGAGUCUCAAGCUAUUCACGAUCCUCCACAUCCUCAUUUUCAACCUAAUAACCAAGACCCUCAAUUUCUCCAGCAAACUCUGAGUGCGGAUCGAAUGCGUCAAAGGUCUCGGCAAAUGCAGUUUGCCCACCACCAAGCUCGUGCUAUUGUGCAACUCCAAGCUACGAAUGUGGCCGCUUCGAGAACGCAACCGCUUCAACCCCAGCUUCCUCCACCCCCCCAACUCAUGCAGCAGGGGCCGUCUCAUGAAGCGUCUGUACGGACACCACAGUUGCAGCACAUGCCUUCUCCUCAACACGUUGCUUCUAUGUCGCAAACGAGUCCACAAGGCUUAGGGAUGACUCAGGGAGCUGCGAGUACCCCCAUGACACGGCCCUCUUCAAACAGCGUAUGGCCCAGUCGUGACGCAGCAGGAAGGCUCGUAGGCAAUGUUUUCCGCCCACGCAACGUACCGAUUCCACUAGACCGUAUACCUCAUACCCCAUGGGAGCCAAAGGCUGUAGGAAUCGCACUUCACCAAGUCCAACUUCGGAGUCCGAGACGAGUGCCGCGAGACUUACCUGGAGCGGAAGGCCAGGCGACACCGAUGAGGUUCUACCAGUCCAUCAAAGGGCUAGCCGUUGGCCCGAUCGCAACACCGGCCAAGCACUGCGUACACCGUCUUGCCUUUGUAGUGCCCGAUGAGUACCGCAACAAGCUCUGCCCGAUGCGUACUUUGAUAGGUGACUGUAUCCCUGUCUCGGAGUACUUUGAAGGGUCUCUACGAUACCGUCUUCGUCUCUGCGAGUUGCCGGUCAAACUGGACGAGCCGGCCAAUAUCUCGGAGUCUGUAUGGGCAGUAGCGCAGUCCCACUGGCCCGAACAUAUUGCCAUCAUGGUCAAUGGCAACGCCGUAACGGUUCGCCGAAAGCAACAUAAUGGGCAGCACCUGCCAGUCGAACUCACCCCACAUAUACUACCUGGCACAAAUUCAAUAUCUGUCAGCAUCACUCCCAUGCCAGCGACUCAAAAGCCAAACAUGAUGUAUUUCAUGGCUGUUGAGGUGGUCGAAACCCUGAGCCACGACAAUAUUGUCAACAUGGUCCUGAGACAAGGCAUCAUCUCGGCGGAAUCAACUAAGAAAGCCAUUCAGAAGCGUCUGAAACCUGCAUCUGCCGACGGGGACGACGAGCUAGUCGUGGUUGGCAACGAUCUCAGCAUUGAUUUAGCCGACCCUUUCAGCGCCACGAUAUUCAAUAUUCCGGCGCGCGGCGUUAAUUGUACGCACAUGGAGUGUUUUGACCUCAUCAAUUGGCUGCAAACCCGACCGGUCAAGCCCAGGUGUACCGCACACGGGGCCGGCGAUGCAUGCCGCGUUUGCAAUCGCGGAACUGAAGGGAGACCUGAGCCUUCCUUGGUUGACAAGUGGAAGUGUCCUCUCUGUGAUGGAGACGCUCGCCCAUACAGUCUUCGAGUUGACAGGUUCAUGGAGGAAGUUCGCAUGACCCUCGAGGCAGAGGGAAAACUUCACACGAAAACUAUCUAUGUGACGGCAGUUGGAUCGUGGAAAGCCAAGGAAGAAGAGGCAGAUGACGAUGAUGAAGAAAAUGCGGAGUACGGGCAACCGCCGGCCAAGCGGACCAAGAGACGACUGUCGGUGCCAGAGCCAGAAGUCAUCGAGCUGGACUGA